Messenger RNA from Drosophila obscura, 1155 nucleotides. RefSeq names its product replication stress response regulator SDE2. Bases 373 to 1086 code for a protein of 237 amino acids. The record is from RefSeq and is a predicted model, not a curated record. Gene Ontology annotation, cellular component: nucleus. Lineage: Eukaryota; Metazoa; Arthropoda; Insecta; Diptera; Drosophilidae. The transcript is spliced from 3 exons.
ACACACACCAGACAAUAUUAACCGCUACCGGUUUUUAUUAAUUUUUCACAACUUUCGCUAUGUUAAACUGAUUAAAUUGUACGAUAAACGCGUCGCUAAAAUUUUACCUUCGUCGUCUAAAAUGCGAACCUAAUUAAUGAGCACUUUGUGUGUGAGAGAGAGUGCUGCCAACUCGUUGCACACGAAAAACGCAAUGGCGGCAAGGUCAUAAACUGAUUAAAAACUAUCACAAAUCUGCACUCCUUUGUUGACUAGCCACAGAUUAAAAUAAAGCUCGAUUUAUCAGAAGUUUUUCUAUUGAAAUCAAGCAGAUGCAGCAGCACAAAAGGGAAGCGCAAAAGUACAACACUACCAAAAGGGAAAGGCAGAAAAAUGGUGAUUAAUAUUCUCCUAAACAAUAAACAGUUAAUUGUUUUAGACAAUGAAAUCAACUAUAAUGAUAUAUGCACGAAAAUCGAAGAGUCCACGCACUUGCAACGCGACGAUUACUAUCUCGUGAGCAAUGGCAAACGUUUGACUGGCGACUCGACGACUCAACAUGAGAGCAUCCACUGCAUCCUCCGCCAGGUGGGCGGCAAGGGUGGCUUCGGCUCCAUGCUGCGUGCGAUUGGAGCACAGAUUGAAAAAACCACAAACCGCGAGGCAUGUCGCGAUCUGAGUGGACGUCGUCUGCGCGACAUCAACGAGGAGAAGCGCGUCCGGGCCUGGCUGGGCAAGCAGGCGGAGCGUGAGCGCGAGCGGGAGGAGCGAAAGAAGCGCAAGAUUGAGAAACUUCUGGCCGUGCCCAAGCACGACUUCAAAGACGAAAAGUACGAGGAGGCCAGGGCCAAUCUGACGGAUAAGGUGAGCGACGCCUUCGAGGAGGGUCUCAAGCAGGCCGAGGAAGUCAAAGAAAAGCAGGCAGCAGCCACGGAACUGCCCUCCGUCAGUGGUGUGAAGAGAAAAGCUCCAGUCGACGACAAGACCAAGGCCAAAAAGAAUAAAAAGGGAGCACUCUGGAUUGGUGAUGAUAUCUCGGGCACCGACUCGGAUGACAGCGAAGAGGAGCAGUCAGAGACAAAUAAGAAAAAAGCGAUUAAAAGUUGAAAGAUUUAAGUUUAAUAUUAAGCACUAAGAGGAAUAAGAGCAUAAAUAAAAAGAUGAUUAAAGGACAAA